Molecule: messenger RNA, 600 nt
Organism: Aspergillus terreus NIH2624
Lineage: Eukaryota; Fungi; Ascomycota; Eurotiomycetes; Eurotiales; Aspergillaceae
Exons: 1
Coding region: 1-600 (199 amino acids)
Source: RefSeq, a predicted model, not a curated record
AUGCAGGCGCGGCCGGACGCGCCAGGCCUCGGCCAGCAGGAACGGACAGCCGGUGGAGUAGACAGGAGAGAGGUCGCGGUGGGCGGCGGGCGGGGUGUGGGUGAUGAGGAUGUCGGUGGCAGGGGGCACGGUGCCGGACCAGGCGUCGUGGUGCGGGGGGUAGGUAAAGGCGUGUUCGGGGCCGAAGGGGACGAUGGCGGGGACGUGGGGGGCGCCGUAGAGGGUGAGGGAGCGGGGGCGGGCUGUUGCGGCGCCGCCUCCGCUGCCGGGGAAGGAGAGGGUGACGGAGGAGUGCUGGAGGUAGAUGAUGUCGCCCCAGUCGAUGCGGGCGGAGGGGUCGUCUGCGACGGAGUGCAGGGAGGCGGUGGAGGCGGAGACCUCGGCAAAGGAGUCUUUGAGCUGGGGGUCGUCGCGGUCGUGGGCGAGGCGCGAGCGCACGUCAAAGUAGCUGUCGUGGUUGCCGCAGAUGACGACCUUGUGGCGGUGGGGGAGGCGGCGCAGCCAGUCGACGGCGGCUUGAAUCUCGCGCACGCUGCCGUCAUUGCAGAGGUCGCCGGCGUGGACGAGCAGGUCGCCGUCGGGCACGUCAGUCCAUUCUAG